CGGCCGAAUUCAGCUCCACCAUUGACACCACAUCACGAGUGAUUGGCAAAAGUAGGUAUGUUAUCUGUGGUAUCGUUGCAGCAUAUCCCACAUCACCUGUAUCAUCCACCACCAUGGUUGCGCAAAUGAAGGCUGCUCAGAUUUCAGAGUUCGAUAAGCCAUACCAGCUCUGCGAGAGACCCUUACCUACAUGCGGCGAGAAUGACCUCCUCGUGCAGGUAUACGCAGCUGGUUUCUGUCACUCAGAUCUCCAGGUCUUGCAGGGGCAAUUUCCAGCUAGCUUGCCAAUGAUCCCGUCUCAUGAGCCAGCUGGCAAGAUCGUGGUAGUCGGCUCCCAAGUGCAGGGCAACUGGAAGAUCGGUGAUCGUGUUGGAGUCCUGAAUUUCAAAAACGCGUGUCGGCAAUGUGUCGGGUGCCAACAGCAUAUGAGAAGGUCUUCAGGCACACGUUCCGAUCCUCGGUUCUGUGAGAAGAGACAGAUGGCAGGCUUCAAGCAUGAUGGUGCUUUUGCAGAGUACAUGUUAGCCGAUCCAGAGACCACUGUCCAUCUGCCAGAAGGCGUUUCAUUCGAGCAAGGGGCUCCUCUAAUGUGUGCAGGAGCUACCGCCUGGGGCGCUCUACGAAAGCUGAAACCAGAGGUUAAAGAUGGUGAAGCGGUCGCUGUUGUAGGUAUUGGAGGCGUUGGCCACCUGGCAGUACAAUUUGCCAAAGCAAUGGGCUUCCGCACCGUAGCAAUCGACAACCGCGAAGAAGGCCGACAACUGGCUCAAGAAGUCGCCGACCAUCUCAAGCCGGAUCUUGUGGUUGAUUCAACAGCGAUCGAUGCAGAUGAUAGAAUUCUGGAAUUUACUUCUGGCGAAGGUCUCGCUGGCGUGGUGGUCUGCACUGACUCCAUCGCGGCAAAUGCGUGGAGUCUUCAACAGCUAGGUAACAGAGGCGUAAUGGUACCAUUGGGACUUCCAAAGGACAAGUGGCAAUUUGAUUCUGAGGCCAUGGUGUUCAGAGAGCUCAUCAUCAAGGGUAGUUAUGUCUCAAGUGCAGAGGAAGCGGAGCUGAUGUUCAAGGUUGUUGCGGAGCAUCAGAUCUCGUCACAUCUUACUGUCUUGGAAUUUGACCAGAUACCCACUCUUGUUGACAGAUAUUUGCAGAAGUCGAUGAAAGGUAGACUGGUCAUUCAAAUAGCCCAAUAAACUCAACCAUUCUUCGAAG
Molecule: messenger RNA, 1209 nt
Organism: Boeremia exigua
Lineage: Eukaryota; Fungi; Ascomycota; Dothideomycetes; Pleosporales; Didymellaceae
Product: chaperonin 10-like protein
Exons: 3
Coding region: 114-1190 (358 amino acids)
Molecular function (GO): oxidoreductase activity
Source: RefSeq, a predicted model, not a curated record